Messenger RNA from Stegostoma tigrinum, 2253 nucleotides. It is a transcript of the gene crb3a, whose product is annotated as crumbs homolog 3a. The record is from RefSeq and is a predicted model, not a curated record. Lineage: Eukaryota; Metazoa; Chordata; Chondrichthyes; Orectolobiformes; Stegostomatidae. The coding region runs from base 521 to 847 and encodes 108 amino acids. The transcript is spliced from 4 exons.
ACCCCCAGUGGAUCUGCCGGGACUUUCUCAGCUUCAGGUUACUGAAGGUCCAGGUGUGGCAAUCGCUGGUUUUGGCGGAGGUGAGACACCACACAGUGCCCCCCACCAUCCCCCCCGGGGUAGGACAGAAAGGUGGGAAAAGCAAGCUGCAGCGUUUGUCCUGUCCCCACCCCCGGGACAAGGAGCUCAUCUCACUCGAAUGUUUUGGAGCCAAGAGGAAACCACAAUCUGAGAAGAUGAGGUUGAUAUGAGCUGGGGAUAACUCUGAAUCUACCUUUCCCAGAACGGCAGCAAAAGACAGUUAGUCCCCUCCAGGUCUACACCAGAACAGACACCCCGUGCCAGCCCAGCUGAAGGCUUUACCUACUGCCCUGUUCCAACGUCAAACUUCUGGAAUAUUGUCCCUGAUGAGAGGGAAGUGUAUGUGAGCCAGCCCCAGGUGCGAACAAUGCCCAGGACUGUGUAAGCCGAGUUUCUCGGGGAUCGGAGCAGAGUGAGAGUGGAUUGAGGCUCUGUCCUGAUGCCUGUUGGUGCUGCGAUGGAGGGCCUGCAGAAUCUUCUAACCCUCUCCUUUCUGAGGAUUGUUAAUGAUGCUCAAAUCGGUAUCACAACAAGCCCAAACUCCACAGAGCCACCAGGAUCAGAUGUGCCAAUUGCUGCCAUUGUGGCUCCCAGUGUUAUCGGUGGUGUGCUGAUCAUCAUCAUCAUCCUUGCUGUGCUGUUCAUAAAGCUGAAAGGAAAGCGGAGGGACGAGGGGACAUAUAACCCGAGUCAGCAGGAGCAGAUUGGGGCCCGAACACAAGUCAGCCAUGGCCUGAAACUGCCCCCAGAGGAAAGACUUAUCUAAGUGGUGUCCCACUGACUCUGCCAUUACAAUCCUGCCGGUGCUCAGGGAUUAUAAGUACAAAACCAAGGAAAAUCUGCCACUGUUGAUCAUUGCUUUGUAGAAUGCCAAUAAUUAGCAAUGAUUCUGUGACCGUUACUCUUUUUGAUUGAUUCUUAGUUUUUUUUUGUUGGGUUUCAGGUGAAAGAUAUUCCACACAACUAUCGCAGGGCACAGUAUCUGCCUUUUUAAUUGCAUAUCUUCAGGUGUGCAUGGUGUCACUGUUGGAAAGAUCUGGUUACGUGACACUGUUUUUCCAGGGAUAUCUCUGGAUCAGAUGAAAACCUUCAGGUGGACAGCACAAACCAAAACCAACCUUUUGUUCCCUAGUUAUAAGCAAUAUGCCACCAGUAUUGAGCUGUUGAGGGUCUGGCUAUCCUAUCUCAGCUGUUGGAACAGGGACACCUGACUGUUUUUGGGGGACUUUCAGGGCAAUGUAUCGGAGAGGUCUCCCAUUGGAGAUUUUUAUUUAAGAAAAAAACCAAAGAUGUUUAGCAAGGUCCUGUUUUACAUUGUUCUGGGUCGCUGGGCCCCACUGUCCUUCUGAAACAGAAACAGACCCAGAAUGAACACAUUGCACCUUGCCACAAUUGAAUGUAGUGAAAUGAAAGUUAGCACUCGGCAAUUAUCAGUGACCAAACAGUAAUCCAUGUCCUGUCAACCCAUAUAUAACACAAUGGGUGACCUCCCGAUCCUGUGGAAUGUAGAUACAUUAACACAUCUGUUUACAGAGGUUUCAUUCAAAUAGGUGACAGAAUAGCUUUGUGUCAUAAAUAUUAAAAGGAUGUUUAGUUUGAUUUUUUAGAUCUACUUUGAAAGAAUCGCUGUUUGAUCCUUUCUUGUCUAAGUCAAUUACUUUCGAGAUGGUGAGAUGUAAUUGGCACGUGAGGGCUCCCCUACAACACGGUUUAACUUGGCACAGUGUCAAUUUGAAACGCUUGAUCAUUUUGAUCAAUAGAUCCUCAGUGGUGGAGCUCAUUGGACAAUGAGAGAUGUAAUAUUUCAUUGUCAGUAGAUGAGAAAGCAGUAAGGAGACAGACUUUGGGAAGUUAUUUUGUGAGAUGUGUCCGGGUAAAUAAAAGAUGAAUAAUGGAUGUUUCCUGAAAAUUUGAAGCAAAUAUAUUUUUUUUUUCUGUGGCUGUCUUGCACUAGAUGAAAAAUGUAUAACUAACAAAUCUUCCUGAAUCAUGGUAUGUUGGAGGUUCUGCUGUUUUAUAAAGGCCAGCAAAAUUAUAGACGAAGGGUGUAAAAAGUCUCUCCUCAAGGCAACAUUGUCAAAUUGCUGUUAAGUAAACACCGGACAAGUUUAUAUCGAAGCAAAGAGAUUGGUGUGAAAUAAACACUGCGUGAAUUUAUACAACAUCAAGCAA